AUCUUUCCAAAUACAUAACCACAUUUCUUAUUCCUUAUUAUAGUAUUUACAACUGGAUACAUCUUGAAAUAUGAAAUUGACAAAUUUGUUAAGGAUAAAGUAUUAACAUCUGGCAAUAAUGCAUUGGUCAAAUAUGUUCAUUUUAAGGAAAAAUCAAGAUACCAUAAAAUGACAAAAAAUUACAAGGGCAAAUAGGGUAUUUAACUUGUGUUUACCUCACUAUAAAAGCAACACUCGACAGUAGUAGUAUAGUCUCACAACUAGAACAAGGCUUAGCACAUUUACUUGUCUUCAUUAAUUAUACUUACUUACAACAUUAACUCAAUGAGCUUCCCUGUGGUUGCGACAUCGUUUGGAGUGUCCCAAAGUGGCAGCCAAGCGGGAGAGAAGAAAGGUGGCUACGUCCACUAUGAAGUUGAGCCAGGCUUCACCAUUCGUAUGCGUCACGAUAUUGAUCCUACCACGGACCCUAAGAAACUCAAACGGAUAAUUUCAAACCGUGUGGCGGCUCAGAAGUCAAGGUGGAAGAAGGUUCAAUAUAUUGAUGCUCUAGUGAAGAGAUCCAUGGAGCUCCAAGGACAAGUGAGCAUGUUGCGUUCCGAACUAGCGAUAGCGAGUGAGCACAAGCGACGUCUAGAAAAUGAGCAAAGGCAGCUAAAGGAGUGUAUCUCUGCUCGGGUGCAACAUUGUAUUGACAGCGAUGGUGUCAUUGAGGAGUGUAAAGCGGAGAUUGAGAGGCUGAAGAAGAAUCUGGCUCCACUCUCGAAUCUUUCUUAGUUGAUUUGAAGAAACCCUAUACCAUUUCUUCGAUUCAGUUUAUUCUUGUGUUGUUUUGUUUUUUAAUUCAUGUGUUUCGGUUUACAGAUAAUAUUAUUCUCAAAUGAAUUAAUGUGCAUUUUCUGUCAAA
Messenger RNA from Arabidopsis lyrata subsp. lyrata, 907 nucleotides. Its product is annotated as basic leucine zipper 34. Gene Ontology annotation, biological process: positive regulation of DNA-templated transcription. Bases 325 to 777 code for a protein of 150 amino acids. The record is from RefSeq and is a predicted model, not a curated record. NCBI's taxonomy places the organism in Eukaryota, Viridiplantae, Streptophyta, Magnoliopsida, Brassicales, Brassicaceae. Gene Ontology annotation, molecular function: DNA-binding transcription factor activity; DNA binding. Gene Ontology annotation, cellular component: nucleus. The transcript is spliced from 4 exons.